GCGUCAAGGAGGAAGUAGAACGAAAAGAGGCGUGUUAACGUCUGGACACUUCUGGAAUUUUGCUGUCCACAAGUGCGGAAAAUCGUCUUGAGAUUGACGCCUUAACAGGAAACGCAGCACAAACGUUUGCCUUCCUUGGAAAGAGACGGAGGACGCUACCAACUUCCAACCACCUUUGACUAGUUGCUACAGUAUCCCCAAGCCGAUCUACCGGUGGCAAGGCAGUUUCCGACCAGUAUCCAAUAGGCCACCGGAGGUGUGCCCUCACUCAAACAGGAAGGAGAUUUCUUUUUAAAACUGCUGUCGUUGCCCCUCCUUGUUGCCCAAUCAAACUGUGUUUGCUAAAUAGUUGCUAAUUACUAGUACCCUCCGUCGGUUUCGAUUGAUCAAACGACCUGAAGAGCCUGCAACAGACUUGAUAUGUAGCCCCUAAACACCACGACGCAUAGCCUCCAUCAGGCCUUCCUACGGGUGCACGGAGAUAGCAGAAUUCGGAAAAAAAUUGGGAAGGAAUUGCCAGGGGAGUCAGUCCACGCUUAGGUUCAUGUUCCCCCUCAUGCGCGGCCGGUCAACUCCUCUGGUAGCAAAACUGACCCCUGGCAAAUCAAAUUCUCUUUAAUAGCCAGCGUAGACGGUCUGGUAGAGAUUAAUGGCGCCGACGAAGGACGAAAACUUCAAAGGGAAGUACCGGUUCGUUCGGCGGGAUGGGAAGCUGCUGCAUGGGGAGGAGGCGGAGGAGGAGAGUGCGAACGUCUUCGCAGAAGAGGUGAUGAAAGAGAUAAAGCACAAGCAAAGGGAGAAGGACAGACUGCUGCGUCUAAAACAUCCAGCCUUAAGCAAAGAAACUCCUCAUGAUGUGUCUCAGGACACAGACGGUGCCUUUGCAAGGCGAGCUACAAGGAACUCAUCAACAGAAGACAGCGGAGAAGAGAGGAAAACAUCCAAGAAGCUUAACACCAGCGCACGUGCCGUCAGAAAGCGAGUUCUAAGUGUGAAGAAAAGUGGCGCUUCCACCGAGGUCGACGACCAGGCCAAAGCGUACGCCACAGGUCUUAACGUCGCAGCGCUGACGGCUGACGCAGACCUGACGUCGCUGACGUUAUCGCCACAAGCGACAGCUGCGGCCACCGGGCUGGAAGCAAACGUUCUAACGGCACAAGCUUCUGGAGACACCGUGGAAGUCGACGUGCAGGCCAAAGCUGAGGCAAAAGGGGCGGAAGUCGUCGCAGGAAAUGUUGACGUGAGGGCGGUAGAUGAACAUGUUUUCGUCGGGGCCGAAGCUGUGGUGACUGGGGCGGAUGUAAAGGUUGGCAACGCCAGCGUUGCCGGAGUCAAGGUCGAAAAAAGAGCCGGUGUGACAUUUGAAGGAAAGGCUCUAGAGGUUAAAGCGUUUAACGUAGAUGCAGCAGGUGUGAGGGUGGAGGAAGAUGUAGGGGUACACAUGGGCGUGAAGGCUGUAGAGUUGUCCGCGUUCAACGCACGAGUCAGUGGAACAGAAAACAGUGUAGAAGCAAGAGCUGGUGUCGAGCUUGCCUUGCUGAAAGCCGGAGGGUUCAACCAAGAGAGCGAUACAGAAAACCACGGACACGUGUUGGAUUUGACACUUUUGGACUUGCGCGUGCCAGGUAAAGGGGGAGGGGGAGCGGCGACCGUAAGGGCAGGAGGGGGUGCCGGUAGUUCCGACAACAGCGAGACCGACAAGGGAAGUUCUUCCGAUAGAACACGCAAAAAUAGGAGCAACAUCAAAUGAAAUAGAAGGGUCAUUGACACUAGGGGG
This is a messenger RNA of Branchiostoma floridae (Florida lancelet), 1777 nucleotides long. RefSeq lists its product as uncharacterized. Lineage: Eukaryota; Metazoa; Chordata; Leptocardii; Amphioxiformes; Branchiostomatidae. The coding region runs from base 650 to 1750 and encodes 366 amino acids. The record is from RefSeq and is a predicted model, not a curated record. The transcript has 2 exons.